CCUCACCUCUCUCACCAACCUGCCCCUAACCUUAUCCCUUCACUGUCUCCCCACUGCUCCCUAUUCCAUGGUGGCCACAAGCCCACAACACACACACACACACACACACACACACACUAUCUCUCUCUACCUCCUCAGGCCGCCCAUCCUCUUCGUCCCCAUCACCGGAGCGAGGUCUCGCAGGCUCGCACUCCCCCCAAUCUUCCCGGCCCCUCCUCGUCGAGUCUGUCGCCGAAGUGCCCAAGGAUCCGCUCGAGCUCGGCAUGGUCGCUGGGCGCGGGACUCGUCUCCAUCAGAUUGGGGGCAGUGGCAAUCGUGCAUCGCAACCUCCGCGCCCGGUGCCUCCAUCUCCAUCUCGCUCGUCGGUGGCUCCCACCACCAUGUGCGUGCGACUGCGCCGCACCCUGCCCUGCCUAGGUCCGGCAGCAGUGCCGCGGUGGCUGGUCCCUGCAAGUGCAAGCCGGCGCCAUUAGACGAUCUAUUCCCCACUUCAGCUUUCAUAUCUGCUUGUAUCUGAUGCUUACAAGAAAUGGAUUUUGAAGACCAUCUAACUAUCUAAGAGUCAUGGAAUUCGUUCCAUCCUAAAUUUUUGGGACUCUGGAAUAAACACAAAGAUGGGAAUGGGGAUGCAUACCUGCCUGCCAUACACAUUGACAUGUUUUCAAUACUCAUCCCGAAGCUUUUCAGUGUUGUACAGAAGAAGUUAUUGACAGGUUUACUUCAUGAUAGUCUUGGCUUUUGUUUUGGCCAAAAUGAUCAGGCAGGUGCGUUGCCUGAGGAGUUCGUCGGCGCCUACGUCGUCGGCCGCGAAAGGGGGCGAUGGCCAAAACUGGCUGGGCGGCGACGGCGCAACAGUGGCUUGCGGCGCCGACGUCUCACUGCAGUGUCCGUCUGAACAGCGACAUCGAAGAAAGACACUGAGAUUAACUGGGAUGGAACCGGCCACAUAUUGCGCACAAGAGGAUACUCUGCACCUGCUUUCGCGAGAAGCUCUUCGGCGCGGUCGUCGUCCGCGCCACAUGGCUGCGAUGGCGCAGGACAGGCUCUGCGGCUGCGACGUACGUCCGGGUGGGCAAGGGUAGGAAGAUCCAUCUGAUUCCUGUAAGUUUAGCUACUUGUUGUUAGGCGGACGUGUUUAAUUGCCGUUAAUUGUGGCUAAUUUUCUUUAGUUUAGCCAUUUGUUGUUGGGACGCGAACAGAAUUUGUGGAACCGUUCCGAUCUUGCGCGAGCGUGGGUCCGGCAGAGUUUUCGUCCGCCAAGUUCUCUUGUUUAAUAGUAGUGUAGAUUCUCUUCGCUUAAUUAAUCGAUGUGGCAAAUCUUUUGCCUCUCUUUUUUUUUUAAAUACGAUCCUCACUGCGACAGAGCGGAGCGCUCACGUCACCCUGAACUUUGACAUGCUGAAGCGCGCGUCCGCGUCCGCGCCGUCAAGGAGGAAGGCACCCUGGAGCAGAGGGCCUCACGCCGCUGCCACGAAACCGCGCUGACGCCAACCAGCAGAGGGCCUCGCCAGAUUCGCCGCCCGCCGAGGACCCGCACGCGAGGUCGUGGCCCACAGCGCAAACCAACCGCGCGAGCAGCACGCUCGCCGUCGCCCGCAUUGCCUUGGGACUCGGCGCGCCCGUCUAACCGCCAACCAACCGCGACCUAUUUCUUCACCCCUCCCGGCCUCUCCUCCCGCAGCCCCCGCGACCUAUUUCUUCACCCCUAGGCCCCCGCGUCGCCGGCGCAGCCGCCCCAUCCAUCCGUCGUCCACCCGUCAUCGCCGCCCUUGGCACGUGCAGUGUGGAUGCGCUGGUUGAUGAAUGCAGUGUGCCAUCACUCUGCGCACGCCAUCAUAAUGGCGGACCACCACCAGCUGCCCCCGCCGUUCGCGUGCAGCAACUGCGUCACCGAGCGCGCCAUCGUCUUCUGCUUCGCCGACGGCGCCAGGCUCUGCCUCCACUGCGACGCCGCCCUGCACGGCGCCAGCCCGCUCGCGAGCCUCCACCGGCGCGCCCCGCUCUGCGACGCCUGCGAUGCCGCGCCUGCCGCGCUCCGCUGCCAAGUCGGCGCCCACCUGGCCGCGCUCUGCGCCGACUGCGCCGACCACCUCGCCCCGCCGGACGGCGGCGCCUCCCUCGUGGAAGAGUACACCGGCUGCCCCACGCCCGCCGAGAUCCUCCGCGUCCUCUCCGUCGAGGCGCCGUCGUCGCAGGAUGACUUCGACGCCUGGCUCGCCGACGUCCUCCCACAAUUCCUACAGGAGAUUCAGUGGCUGAAUUCAGUGGGUAGUGCUGCUCCGGCUAUGUAUCGAUCAAGGGGAAUGAUAUAGAGAAGAGAGAAUGAUGACAAUAAAGUGAGUCAGAGAGAGUGUGAGUGAUUAAUGAAGGGAUAUGAGGAGUACAUUGUGACAAACAAGGAAGUGGGGAGUGUGCUAUCUUUGAUGUAAAAAAGGAAGAUUUCUUUCAUGAUACAUGUAAUGGUGGAUCGAUGAUCUAAGGAUCAUAUGAAUGAUUAAUGAAGGAUAGCAUGCA
Triticum urartu is the source of this 2514-nucleotide messenger RNA. RefSeq lists its product as uncharacterized. The record is from RefSeq and is a predicted model, not a curated record. Gene Ontology annotation, molecular function: zinc ion binding. NCBI's taxonomy places the organism in Eukaryota, Viridiplantae, Streptophyta, Magnoliopsida, Poales, Poaceae.